Messenger RNA from Trichoplax adhaerens, 534 nucleotides. RefSeq lists its product as uncharacterized. Gene Ontology annotation, molecular function: calcium ion binding. The coding region runs from base 1 to 534 and encodes 177 amino acids. NCBI's taxonomy places the organism in Eukaryota, Metazoa, Placozoa, Uniplacotomia, Trichoplacea, Trichoplacidae. The transcript is spliced from 6 exons. The record is from RefSeq and is a predicted model, not a curated record.
AUGUAUGCUGAUUUAAGUCUUAAAACGCACAAAGAGUGCCUUGAUAAAGGACUUGUGUGCCAUCGCCAUGCAAUUUGUGUUACUGAAGUUUAUAAUGACACCCUAAGAUAUAACUGUCGCUGCGGUCGUGGCUUUAGUGGUAAUGGAAGCUACUGCGAAGAUAUCGAUGAAUGCCAAUACCCUAAAUUAUACUGCCCUUAUCCACAUCAGACGUGCAUUAAUAAAGAAGGUUCCCAUGUAUGCAAAUGUGAUGCAGAAACAACCGGUCAGAGAUUUUACAGCAACAAUUGCUCAGCAUGUACUUUAAGAUGCCCAAUCAAUGGAUCAUCCUGCAAAAUUUGGACUAACAACGUAGCAUAUUGCAGCAGAACCGGGGAAACUGAUAGGCAUAAAUAUGUUAAUGCUCCUUUUCCAACAAUAGUAAUUGCUUUUAUUACUGGUGGAAUUAGUCUGAUUGUCAUCAUUAUUCUGCUUGGCACAUUUUUCUUCCUGCAAAGAAAGUUUCACUUAAAAUUUGGCGAUCAUCGCGGAUGA